CGGGCUUUGGGCUUUGAGGCUUUGAAUUUCGAGUUUUCUGUUUUCACUUUUAGCUUCGCUUUAGAAUUUGAAUACCGUUUUUGUUCUCUGCUGGAAAUAAGUGAUUUUCUUGGUUAUGGAUGGAUCUGGGGAUGUGAAACCGGAGAGUCAUCUGAAGAAUGUAAAGAACAUCCUGCUGAUCCUGUCCGGCAAAGGUGGAGUGGGAAAGAGCAGCGUCACGGUGCAGUUAGCGCUGACGCUGCAGAGCCAAGGCAAAAAAGUUGGCGUACUGGACAUUGAUCUGUGCGGACCGAGUAUUCCGCGUAUGUUUGGCAUCGGCCAUGAGCGCAUCUACCAGAGCUCACAAGGUUGGGUGCCAAUCUACACCGACGCGUCAAAAAGCAUCGGCCUGAUGUCCAUCGCCUUCCUGCUGACCAAUCCGGAUGAUGCCGUCGUAUGGCGCGGACCGAAGAAGAACGCCAUGAUCAAGCAGUUGCUGGAUGAUGUCUUCUGGGGCGACAUUGAUUAUCUGCUGAUUGACACGCCGCCCGGGACGUCCGACGAGCACAUCACCGUGGCCGAAGCCCUGCGCGGUUAUCAUCCCGACGGCGCCGUCCUCGUCACGACGCCGCAGGCGGUAUCGAUAGCGGAUGUGCGGCGUGAAGUUACCUUUUGCCGGAAAGCCGGUCUGCCCAUUGUCGGGAUUAUCGAGAACAUGAGCGGCUAUGUUUGUCCGCAUUGCGAGGAAUGCACCAAUGUUUUCUCCAGCGGUGGCGGACGAAUACUGUCCGAACAGUAUCACAUUCCAUUUCUCGGUUGUGUUCCCAUUGAUCCCGAACUGACCAGCACCCUGGAGAGCGGAAUGAAUUUCGUCAACAAAUUCCCGCAGUCCAAAGUGGCCGGCGUGUUCCGCACGAUUGUCGAAACGCUGGAAACGAAUUCGCAAAAUAAACUCAACGCGGACCAAUAAUUUUGUUAGCCAAAAAUAAUUGUUUUAUUUUUAAAUUUGGUCGGUUUUACUGCGUACUUAUUCGUGAUCGGCCUGGUUAUUGUUUUUUCCUGUAACCACACUCUGUCGAUUUUUUAAAAACAAAAAUGUGCCAUUAUUUUGCUUUACUUCCGGUGCAAAAAGCUGCCGCUGUAUUUUGAACUGGGAAAAAUGAAUUUCUGAAUACUUCUAUAAAAACAGUA
Paramacrobiotus metropolitanus is the source of this 1170-nucleotide messenger RNA. Its product is annotated as cytosolic Fe-S cluster assembly factor NUBP2 homolog. Gene Ontology annotation, biological process: iron-sulfur cluster assembly. Gene Ontology annotation, cellular component: cytosol. Gene Ontology annotation, molecular function: ATP-dependent FeS chaperone activity; 4 iron, 4 sulfur cluster binding; ATP binding. The record is from RefSeq and is a predicted model, not a curated record. Lineage: Eukaryota; Metazoa; Tardigrada; Eutardigrada; Parachela; Macrobiotidae. Bases 116 to 949 code for a protein of 277 amino acids. The transcript is spliced from 7 exons.